GGGUGUGUCAUGUGAUCACAAGGGGCGGGCACAGUACAACGCUGUCUCUGGUGUCAGUGUAAAGCUGCUGUUGUACAGUCUUCCUGUAUCAGGCUUAGAGGUCGGCUGCAGCCUUGCACACACACACAGCACCAUGAUGAAACAGAUUGUGGACAGAGCGAGGCAGGCAUUUAACACCGGCAAAACACGCUCAUUGGAUUUCCGUAUUCAGCAGCUCAAGGCUUUCAAACGGAUGAUUACUGAAAAUGAUGCUGAGAUUCGGAAAGCCCUAAUUGCAGACUUGCACAAGAAUGAAUUAAGUGCUUACUCCUAUGAAAUAAUGGGGCUCUUGGGUGAAGUUGAAUCUGCUAUUGAUAAUCUUCCUGCAUGGGCAGCACCCCAACACGUCAAAAAGAAUUUAUUGACCAUAUCAGAUGACGUGUUCAUCAACUUUGAGCCCCUUGGUGUUGUCCUAGUCAUUGGAGCUUGGAAUUACCCACUUGUGGUUUGCUUGCAGCCUGUGGUGGGCGCCAUUGCAGCAGGUAAUGCUGUGGUAAUUAAACCUUCUGAAGUCAGUGAACACACAGCCAAACUGUUGGAGAAAAUUAUUCCUCGGUACUUGGAUAAGGACCUAUACCCUGUGGUGAAUGGCGGAGUGCCAGAAACAACAGAGCUACUUGCAGAAAGAUUUGAUCACAUUUUCUACACAGGCAAUACCGCUGUUGGCAAAAUAAUUCUGUCAGCAGCUGCUAAAUAUCUGACUCCAGUGACCCUUGAGCUUGGAGGGAAGAGUCCAUGUUACAUUGAUAAGGACUGUGAUAUUGACAUUGCUGCCAGACGUAUAACCUGGGGAAAGUUUAUUAACUGUGGUCAGACUUGUAUUGCUCCUGAUUAUAUCCUGUGUGAGAAGUCCAUCCAAGGUAAUCUACUGGAGAAAAUCAAGGAAACCCUAAAAGAAUAUUAUGGAGAAAACCCAAAGGAAUCUCCAGAUUAUGAGCGGAUCAUUAACCAGCGCCAUUUCAAGCGUAUUCUUGCCUUGUUAGAAGGACAGAAGGUUGCUAUUGGAGGGCAACAUGAAGAGAAUACCUGCUAUAUUGAACCAACUGUCCUGAUUGAUGUUAAAGCAGACUCUAAGGUCAUGCAGGAAGAAAUUUUUGGCCCACUCCUUCCAAUUAUAACUGUACAAAAUGUAGAUGAAGCCAUUCAGUUCAUAAACCAGAAAGAAAAGCCCCUUGCAUUGUAUGCAUUUGCAAAUGACAAAAAGAUCAUUAAAAAGAUGAUUUCUCAAACAUCAAGUGGUGGAGUUACUGGCAAUGAUGUCAUUAUGCAUUAUACAGUUGUUGCGUUACCUUUUGGAGGUGUUGGACAUAGUGGCAUGGGUUGCUAUCAUGGCAAACACACAUUUGAUACCUUUUCCCAUAAGCGGUCAUGCCUCAUCAAGUCUUUAGGUAUGGAAAGUGCAAACAAGCUAAGGUAUCCUCCGUAUACUCAGAAGAAAUUGGAUUGGGCCAAGUUUCUACUAACAACCAAGUUCAGCAAGAAAACACUGGGUCUUGUGCUCCUCCCAUUGGUGGCUGUGGUGGUAGCUGUCAUUUUAAAGAAAUACCGCUGGGAGUUGACAAGCAGAGGGAUACAGCUUGUGCUGGCUUUUCAGAGGCUGUUUUAAACAAGAUGGGUAGCAGAACGACAUUCUUUGAUACAGAAAGGUACUCUAAAAGGAAGCUGGAUAUGAAUUUUCCAAGACAUCUAUCCCUGCUUAUUUCCAGAUAAUCUAUGCAUUUUAUAGAAGUACUUAUUGAGUUUUUUUUUUUUUUUUUUACACAUGAAUAUGGUUUCCUGCGGAACAGUUUCCUUACCUUCUAAUAGUCUGGUCUAACAUGCUUUUCAUAACCUUAGAGGGUCAGUGCACCUAAUAGUCAUAUUUUAGUUUAUAGUACUUGCUGGCAUUCAUUAAGCAGAACUGUAAUAUUUAAAAAAUAAAAUACAAACCUGGCUAUUUGCUAAGUAAAUGUGACAUGUGGUUAGCACUUCUGCCUAGCAGCCCUAGGGUUGUCCGUUCAAAUCCCAACCUCAGCACAACGUGCCUGGAGUUUGCAUGGUCUCCCUGUGUCUGCAUGGGUUUCUUCCGGGUACUCUUGUUUCUUCCCACACGCCAAAGACAUGCUGGUAGGAUCAUGUCUAAAUUGGCCCUCGUAUGUGUAUGCUUGCAUGAAUGUGAGUUAAGAAAAUUGGAUGGUAAGCUUCUGGAGGGCAGCAACGUGUGUGCGCAUGUGUCUUAGCCCUGCACUGACCUUUGCUACAUUAGCCUGACACAUUACUGCUGUAUGGAGCAUCUCAAAAUUUCUAGUUCCUCAACCUUUUUGUAGUCUCAGUGAGUGAACCUGUGAAGGAAAGUUGGACCUUGGUUUUGAUGCAUUCCAUCUUUAAGAGCUUGUCGCUGGAACCUUUGAUAAAUAAACCAAUUCAUCAGCAAUAUCCAUUCCCAAAAUGGCUUAGAGCGAUUUGCAAACCAUUACAUAUACCCAGUGAAGUGACUGGCCUCAGGUCAUACACAGAGAUGUGCUGGAACUCUCUUCCCGUCACCAAUUAUGUAUUGAGUCGGGAAAAGCAGAAGUAACUUGUGCAAUAAAUGGCAGCAGAGACAAAUCGCACUCACUGCUUUAGAUGGCAACAAGUACAAAGUGUAGAAGGAUGUACUUUGUUCAUAUUUCAUGUCUAAGGUUUACAACCUCUUUAAAAUGACCUACCCUAAAGAUAUGUCAUAUCUUUGUAAUAUUUUCUUUAUUUGCACUUUGCAUAACCUCCGGAUGUAAAAAACUGCCUUUCUUUUUGAUAUGUAACCUGUGAUUUAUUACUAAUGGCACAAAAAAAAAAAAAAAAAA
Molecule: messenger RNA, 2861 nt
Organism: Rana temporaria (common frog)
Lineage: Eukaryota; Metazoa; Chordata; Amphibia; Anura; Ranidae
Gene: ALDH3A2
Product: aldehyde dehydrogenase 3 family member A2
Exons: 12
Coding region: 134-1645 (503 amino acids)
Biological process (GO): aldehyde metabolic process
Cellular component (GO): cytoplasm
Molecular function (GO): aldehyde dehydrogenase (NAD+) activity
Source: RefSeq, a predicted model, not a curated record